UCGAUCACGCUCCUGGUAGAAUCAUUGUUGCAUUUCGGAAUUAUUUUGGCCUUUGUUGUUCCAAUCAAUAAACAACUCUUCGCCAUGGAAGUUGAUAUUGCACUCUCGCCCAUCAAGAAGGAAAAGAAAAAGAAGAAAGUUAAGCAAGAACCAGAAACGGAGGAAAUAGCAAAUUUGGGAGAGAUACAACGGUCUGGAGACUUUCAACUAAAACCAUCAGAAGCUAUCGCAACUUUGGAGACAUCGAAAUGGCCUUUACUGCUGAAACAUUUCGAUCGUCUAAAUGUGCGCACGAACCACUACACUCCACUUCCGUUUGGCUCUUCUCCACUGAAUCGCAAAUUGAAAGACUACGUUUCGGCCGGAUUCAUCAAUUUAGACAAACCAUCGAACCCUAGCUCGCACGAGGUUGUCGCGUGGAUUAAGAGAAUCUUAAAGGUGAACAAAACGGGCCAUUCGGGAACGCUGGAUCCGAAGGUCACCGGUUGUCUGAUCGUUUGUAUUGAUCGGGCUACGCGGUUAGUUAAGAGCCAACAGAGCGCCGGUAAGGAGUAUGUAGCAGUUUUUAAACUCCAUUCCGCCGUUGAAAAAGUUGCCAAAGUGACUCAGGGUCUGGAAAAGCUUCGCGGCGCACUGUUCCAACGGCCACCAUUGAUUUCGGCGGUCAAGCGACAACUGCGAGUGCGAACUGUGUACGACUCGAAGUUGUUGGAUUAUAACGACCAACGAAACAUGGGAGUGUUCUGGGUAAGUUGUGAAGCCGGCUCGUACAUUCGAACAAUGUGCGUUCACUUGGGUCUGGUGCUUGGUGUCGGUGGGCAGAUGUUAGAGCUGCGUCGCGUACGGUCCGGUAUUCAGUCGGAAAAGGAUGGUAUGGUGACGAUGCAUGAUGUGCUUGAUGCGCAGUAUCUGUAUGAAAACCAUAAGGAUGAAUCCAUGCUCCGUCGGGUGAUCAAACCGUUAGAAGGUCUGCUCGUUGGCCACAAACGCAUCAUCAUGAAGGACAGUUCGGUGAAUGCGGUGUGCUACGGAGCAAAGAUUUUGCUGCCAGGUGUGCUGCGAUAUGAAGACGGAAUCGAACUGGAUCAAGAGAUCGUGAUUGUGACCACAAAGGGAGAAGCGAUUGCAUUGGGUAUUGCUCUCAUGACCACAGCCACCAUGGCUGGUUGCGAUCAUGGAGUCGUUGCUAAAAUCAAACGCGUUAUCAUGGAACGCGACACUUAUCCUCGCAAGUGGGGCCUUGGGCCAAAGGCUUCCAUGAAGAAACAGCUCAUAGGUUUGGGCAAAUUAGAUAAAUACGGCAAACCAAACGAGAACACUCCCAAGGAUUGGUUGAACAGUUACACAGACUAUAACCGGCCAGCUGCGGAAGCGAAUGGAAAUGGAGUUGCAAGCAUGGAUGAUCUUGCCGGUGGUAAAAGAAAGUUAAGUGUCGGUGACACUAUGGGCGAUAGUGUUGCGGAAGCUCCGGCAGAUGACGGCGAGGAGCAAAAGAAGAAGAAAAAGAAGAAACAGAAAAAAGAUGCCGAGCAUGUGGCUGAUGAAGAAGAGAAAAUGGACCAAACGGGCGUCGAAGAUGACACAAACGUAGAAAAGAAGAAGAAGAAAAAGAAGAAAGACCAUAGUCAUUCAGUUGAGGAAACAGCAGAGUAGGAAAGAAAACCGCCUACAUCAAGGAAAAGUACCCGAUAGUUUCAGGUACAAAAAUUAUUAUCGGGUGAAAUCCAUUUGUUCAAUUUAUUUUUGGGUUUUUAUCUAACAUACGAAAAUUUUACUAUUUCACAUUCGUGGCAUACACACAUCAUAGACCUAUCGUGUGAAGCUUUUGAAAACGAAAAGAUGAUUUUGUUUUUAGAACUAGCAACAGCAUGAUCAAAAAGAAGCAACACGAUGUUUUCAAUAUGAAAAGUUUGCGCGAUAUUCUUUUUCUAAAAAAGAGAAAAAUGUUCUUUUGAGUAAUUCAGGAGGAGAAGUUCUCAGUUCUUAAUGCGUAUGAUUUUGUUCAUAGGAUUCUUCUACAUAGUUUUAGGUUA
Molecule: messenger RNA, 2033 nt
Organism: Anopheles nili
Lineage: Eukaryota; Metazoa; Arthropoda; Insecta; Diptera; Culicidae
Gene: Nop60B
Product: H/ACA ribonucleoprotein complex subunit 4
Exons: 2
Coding region: 85-1653 (522 amino acids)
Biological process (GO): rRNA pseudouridine synthesis; box H/ACA sno(s)RNA 3'-end processing; snRNA pseudouridine synthesis
Cellular component (GO): box H/ACA snoRNP complex
Molecular function (GO): RNA binding; pseudouridine synthase activity
Source: RefSeq, a predicted model, not a curated record